CUGGCAAGCCGGUCAAAAUAAAACUAGUCGAGGUAAACCAAAAUCAGAAUCAUUCCGGUUGUGACUUGUGAGUAUUCCAGAGAUAGAUCAGUUUCUCCCCGUUCAUUGUCGAGUGUGCAGUAAACGCAUUGUUGUAAUAAUAGUUACAUAUUCAUCUAACGGACUUAUUCAACAAAUAUAGUAUACUAAUUAACUGAAUAUACUAAUUUAGCUAUUACGGAUCACUGCGCAUCAAUCAUCAAUAUGCUGAAACUAUUCUUCGUCACCGCUAUUUUGACGGCAGUGGUGAAGUCCGAGGAUGGAUUUGAUGGAGUCGACUGGAUCUGUCCAUCAAUCAAUCAAUGGGGAAACUGUAGUUUCCCGCCUAAUAUUCCACAAUUAUUAAGAAUGAUGGAGGGUGACAGCAAUACUAACAGAUAUUCUGACAUAUACUACUGCCCAUACAAUAUCGCGAAACGGCACUCCAUGUGUAUACAUACGUUCUAUCUAAGCUGUUCUGAGCAUUUGACGACUGGAGAUAGAACUUCCUUCUCGGCGAAUUUGCCAAAACUUGACGAGCCGUCUUUCUGCGCCACUGACCGGGCUUACAAGAAAGAAUUCAUAGAACACAUGGCUUGUAUAAAAGUACUGGUACAAUCCAAUGAUCAAAAUAUAGAAGUACCGUUCAAGCAGUUGCAGCAGUAUCUGGAACAGGACAUGUUGAAAUACGAUCGGAUGAAACUGGAGGAGCUGAAAAGUGAUACGAUAGACGGCAUUGGAAUCCUGCAUGAUAGGUUUGACCAAAUGAAAUGCCAAUAUCUCAAACAGUAUAUGCAGUUACAGUACACGCAAAUACGUUCAGUAUGCGGAUCGAAGACAGAAAAGUUUUUCCGCCAACUGUCAAGCAACACAUGGCCCAUGUCAUUGAUACCGAAAAAUUGUGAAAGCAAUUUAUUACACUACAAAUCAUGACGCGUUAUUCAGUCAUAAUCAAAUAAAUCAAAAAUAUCGGCUCAUCAACGGCGACUGCAAGCCACUGCUUUUUAAAUUUAUAUAAUUGCGUUAUCGUUUAUUAAUUUACAUUUACAAUUUACGUUUAUAAAUUAACUCGAAUUUUAAUAUACCUAUUUUUUUUCCAAUUUGUUUUUGAUGCACUUAAUAAAAUAAUAUAAUACACCUG
Messenger RNA from Metopolophium dirhodum (rose-grain aphid), 1159 nucleotides. RefSeq lists its product as uncharacterized. NCBI's taxonomy places the organism in Eukaryota, Metazoa, Arthropoda, Insecta, Hemiptera, Aphididae. The record is from RefSeq and is a predicted model, not a curated record. Bases 244 to 951 code for a protein of 235 amino acids. The transcript has 8 exons.